CUCCACUUCAAUCAGUUCACUUCUAAUACUGAAGACUCAAGAACAAAAACCCAAAAAUGAAAACGAUUGCAAUUUUUUUCGUCGUCGCGGCUCUCGUAGCCGUGUCAUCAACGAUUCCCGUUGAACACUACCAAGUUUAUCCCGAACAAGCCUACGAAAUCUACUCUCCGGUUGAAGUCCAGCGGUUCAGACGCUCUCCCGACGAUGGCGAAUGGGUCUUCAAACCCAACGUUGGUAGAGACGCCAAAGGAAACACCGGAGCCAACAUCGAACUCGAACGCAAGGGAGAAGACCACGACUUCCGCGCCACUUAUUCGAACAUGGGACCAGAAACGUGGAGCGUGGGAGGAACCUUCAGGUGGUAACUGAAUUAUUGAAGAAUAAAAAGUUCGACAGUGUACAUACUUAGUAAUUUAUAUUCUUAACUUAUGUAAUUGAGGCAAUAAAAAACUAAUUAUAAUAA
Messenger RNA from Zophobas morio, 463 nucleotides. RefSeq names its product coleoptericin-like. Bases 57 to 365 code for a protein of 102 amino acids. The transcript has a single exon. NCBI's taxonomy places the organism in Eukaryota, Metazoa, Arthropoda, Insecta, Coleoptera, Tenebrionidae. The record is from RefSeq and is a predicted model, not a curated record.